Blepharisma stoltei is the source of this 318-nucleotide messenger RNA. The record is from the annotation of a GenBank genome assembly. NCBI's taxonomy places the organism in Eukaryota, Ciliophora, Heterotrichea, Heterotrichida, Blepharismidae.
AUGUCUCUUAUAAAUAUGGGCUGCGUAGAAUCUUAUAAAGAACAUGAAGAAAUUGACAUAUCUAAUGAUCCACCAAAAUUAACCAGAUCCGCUCUGAACAUGCUGUCAACAGAAGACCAAUUUGAUGACAUAGACUUAGAAUCUCCAAAGGAAUUUUAUAUUUCUCCACAAAGUGUAAAGGGUAAUGAUGAGUUUUCUGACCAUGAAUCGCUAGUCGGGACAGUUCGUUCAACCUGCGUUUCUUUUCAUAGAAACGAAAAUGAGUUGGCGUUUCUUAUUCCUUCGCCUAGGAUACGAAAACAAAGCGAUUUCCUAUAA